Messenger RNA from Mus caroli (Ryukyu mouse), 2058 nucleotides. Lineage: Eukaryota; Metazoa; Chordata; Mammalia; Rodentia; Muridae. The record is from RefSeq and is a predicted model, not a curated record.
AGUCGAUGACUGUCAUUUGAGCAUCAAGUUUUUAAAACUGUAAAUCUCUGAAGGUGCUCGGAAUGGCUCCUGGCAUGUUGUGUUGGUGCCUGACACUGAAGAAUACUGGGAAUCAGUUGAGCAUGUGACCCUGACAGUAAAAAGAUCCUAUCAGAGAAUAACACGAGGAUGGUUUGGGGCACUUGGGAGACUGGACUGCAGAGACAGCCCAGCUGUGAAACCUGGCUUUGCCAGGUCAGAUGACCUAGGCAGACCUCUGUUCCUGCUUCUGUGACUCAAAGGCAACAAAUAGCCUGCAAGUCAGUGACCUCAGAGGUCUCACACACAGGCGUUAGGAAACUCAGCAGUGCAGCAGGAAGCACACUGACUCCAUAGGAAGCCCGGAGAAGCAGGAUCAGGGAGUUCAUCUUCCCUGACAGCCCAGGGAGAGCUGGGACUCUGUAACCUCUGGUGCUUAGGGUGGGAUUCAGUUAUUCAGAAACACAGCUGAUGUCAGCCAUAGACGUCAGAGCUCUUUGAAAGGACUCCACACACUGGUGGCACAUUACUGUCUUUUGACAGUGAACACCUACCUCUUCAUGGUGCAGGCUCAAGGCAUCCUGCUGCGGGACAAUGUGAGGACCAUAGGUGCCCAGGUGUACGAGCAGGUGGUCCGCAGCGCCUAUGCCAAGAGGAACAGCAGCCUGAAUGACUCAGAUUAUCCUCUGGACUUGAACCACAGUGAAGCCUUUCCCCCAACCACGACCUUUCUUCCUGAAGAUUUCACCUACUUUGCCAACCACCCUUGCCCAGAGAGGCUCCCUUCCAUGAAGGGCCCGAUAGAUAUAAACAUGAGUGAGAUCGGAAUGGACGAUAUUCACGAGCUGUUCUCCAGAGACCCGGCCAUUAAGCUUGGAGGGCACUGGAAGCCUGCAGACUGUGUGCCGCGGUGGAAGGUGGCUAUCCUCAUCCCCUUUCGGAACCGCCAUGAGCACCUCCCGGUCCUCCUGAGACACCUGCUCCCCAUGCUUCAGCGCCAGCGCCUGCAGUUCGCCUUCUAUGUGAUCGAGCAAGUUGGCACCCAGCCCUUUAACCGAGCCAUGCUUUUCAACGUUGGUUUUCAAGAAGCCAUGAAGGACUUGGAUUGGGACUGUCUGAUCUUCCAUGACGUUGAUCACAUACCUGAGAGUGACCGAAACUACUAUGGCUGCGGGCAGAUGCCCAGGCACUUUGCAACCAAGCUGGACAAGUACAUGUACCUGCUGCCCUACACAGAGUUUUUUGGUGGUGUGAGCGGCCUGACUGUAGAACAGUUUCGGAAAAUCAAUGGCUUUCCUAAUGCUUUCUGGGGCUGGGGCGGAGAAGAUGACGACUUGUGGAACAGGGUACAAAAUGCAGGCUAUUCUGUGAGCCGGCCAGAAGGGGACACAGGAAAAUACAAGUCCAUUCCUCACCACCAUCGAGGAGAGGUCCAGUUUCUUGGCAGGUACGCUCUGCUGAGGAAGUCAAAGGAGCGGCAAGGACUGGAUGGCCUCAACAACCUGAACUACUCUGCGAAUGUCACAUACGACGCCUUGUAUAAAAACAUAACUGUCAACUUGACACCCGAGCUGGCUCAGGUGACUGAGUACUGAGAUGCGAAGAGAAGCCGCACUCGCCUACCCACCGCUCCCUUGGACGGGCUGUGACCCGCCAUCCUGGGGGUCAACACAGGAGGACAGAAGAGAGUGGAGCACAGGACCAUAGGGUUCCAGAAAACUGUCACAGAGCACACGCACAAAGGCCUUCGCUGUAGGGCCCAACAGGGACAGGAGACUUGAGGACACCUGUCAUCAGCACUGGCGUCUAUUCCACAAGACAGAUGUCUGCCCUGCCACUCCCUUCCAUCCCUCCCCAGGUCCUGUCUCAGCUGCAACCCAUAGAACUGCAGGGCCAGGCUAGGUGCCCCUUGGAUAGAUGGAUGGCCAAGCCCACAGGUCAGCCCCCUGGCCUGAAGGCCCGUCUCUGCAUCUCUCCAGUUCUCUUUGGUUUUCAUUUGGCUUAGUUUAGGGGGUUUGGUUUUGUUUUGUUUCUUGGUUU